Kazachstania africana CBS 2517 is the source of this 3237-nucleotide messenger RNA. RefSeq names its product GTPase-activating protein GYP5 (gene GYP5). Lineage: Eukaryota; Fungi; Ascomycota; Saccharomycetes; Saccharomycetales; Saccharomycetaceae. The transcript has a single exon. The coding region runs from base 1 to 3237 and encodes 1078 amino acids. The record is from RefSeq and is a predicted model, not a curated record.
AUGGCUCGUAAGAAACAGAACAAGAAGAAGAAAGCUGCUCAAAAGGCAAAAGAAGAUAAGAUUGAUAUUUUGGAUGAAAAAUCUAAGAGAUUAUCUGAAUCUAGCACAAAAGAUGUUUCAGAUAUAGAAGGAUAUGAAAGUGCAGAGGCGUAUGCUACUCCUGAAGAAAUAGGAACAGGGGGCAUAGUGGAUGAUAAUGCGGUCGAACUGUCAGUAGAGGCGAAUGCAAAAGAAGAGGCGGAGGAAGCAAUUGUAUCUGAGGAUCUUAGUGCUACAGUUGCUGUUAAUGAUAAACAAGAAGAUAAAGAACUACAGCACGAAGAUGAGGGAAAUGAUGCAAGUCCAGAGGCAAAUGCUUAUGAAUUUGGAACUGAAGCGAAUUCAAAAAUCGACGAUGACACAGGACAAGGGGAGUCCUCCCAAAACCAAGAAAUUGAGGAAUCGCAACAUUCUGUGGCUAAUGAUCAAGUAGCAAGAUUUGGAGGCUCUUUGGUUGAGGAAGGGAAGCUCUCAAAUGAAGGUUACUCACAGCAAGCCGAACGAACUGAAGGUACUGAUAUUGCUUUCAAUGAUGCAAUGUCUAUUAAUGAACAAAGUAACCAAGAAGAGAAAGAUGAAGAGAGAGCUGGAAAGCCGAUUGCUUUUGAAACCGAAGUGAUACCACUGAAUGCAGAAGAAAGCAGUGAGGGAAAACAAGAUAUUGAUGUAGAAAAACAAGAGGUUGGCGGCAUAGCAUCAAAUGAUGACACCAAUAUAGAACAAUCUCCAAAUGAAGAGAUCAAGAAAAAUACAGAUGCUCCUCUCUCAGGAACAGAACUCGAAGUACAAGAUGAAGUCACAAGCCUGACCGAGCAGCCAACGCUCGACGAAGGCGAGAUUACGAAGACGGACGAAGCUACUACUGCUGUUGAUAAAUCAUCCGCUGCGGAUUAUAUCAAUGAAAAUGAGUCUACCGAAGAGAAUAGACCAGAUUUAAAUGCUGACCAUCCAACAGAAGAGUCAAUAGUGACACAACCAGGAGAAUAUACUGCCCCAGUAAGUCGUAUUUUGCCGCCUGUAACAUCAACAGCCUCUUCUGUUGUUGUUCCCGUAGAUGCUGGAUCAAGCACUGAAGCAAGUGAAGUAGUUGCCCGAACAUUAAAUAUAAACGUUGCUAAUUCUAGGCCCCCUCCUAUUCCCCCACGUUCCUCGUCCAGCGAAAACAACUCUCAUGAAGUAUAUGUAGGAGAUGGGAACGAUUCCUCGGCGAAGGUAUCUCCACCAUUACCGUCACGAACAUCUCAUUCGGGACCAGCUAUUCCUCCUCUGCCAAGCAGAAAGGUAGCAUUUACGUCCUCGAGAUCUAGUAGCGUUUCUCGAUCUAUCUCUGGUAACGAAAGAUCACCAUCAGAGACUGUUUUGCGUCCAGUUCCACCAGCACUAUCAGAGGAGAUGAAAUCGGACCAAUUUAGAAAAAAUUUGGCAAGCUUACAGUCGAAUUCUCAAAGUCCUCGUCAUGUUUCAAGUCCAAUUGAAUCUGCGGCAGAAGUUAAUUUAAUUGUAAAUAGAUUUCGUGCUACAAGCUAUCAGAUAGAUAGCGAAGUCAUGUCAAAAAGGGAAAACAUUGAAGCUGGUCAAAUUUUAUUGAAAUCUACGUUCAAUACAAUUGUUCAGAAUGAAGAAAAUAUAAUGGAAGUGACUGAACAAGAUGAUGAUGAAUUGAAAAAAAUAGCAGAUACAGACUGGAGUUUCUGGACAAGAGUUGUUAACGACUUUGGCGAAGUUGCUAAUGCAGAAUCUGAGCGCUUAGAAGAGGAAAUUACAAAAGGUAUUCCAAGACAGAUCAGAGGAAUUAUAUGGCAACUUAUUGCAAAUUCUAAGUCCAAAGAAUACGAGGAUAUCUAUGAGACUCUAAGUACGACUGAAUCUCCACAUCAGGCUAGCAUAAACAGAGAUUUGAAAAGAACGAACUUUGUACCACACGAUAAAAUUGAGCCCCUCUUGAAUAUUUUGAGCACGUACUCAGUUUACGAUCCAGAUGUAGGCUACACUCAGGGAAUGGCAUUUAUUGCCGCACCGUUACUUCUAAAUUGUGAAAGUGAGGCUGACGCGUUUGGCUUAUUAGUUGUUCUGAUGAAAAAUUAUGGUUUAAGAGAAUUUUUUCUUGAGGAAAUGCCUGGUUUAAUGCUAACAUUGUAUCAAUUUGAUAGACUAUUGGAAGAAACUUCUCCUGUUCUAUUCAACCAUUUGACUAGAGAGGGUGUCCGUUCUUCUAUGUAUGCUACACAGUGGUUCUUGACUCUCUUUGCCUACAAGUUUCCACUCGAAUUUGUUUUAAGAAUACUUGAUGUUGUAUUUGUAGAAGGUGUUGAAUCUACAUUCAAAUUUGCAGUAAACUUGAUGUUAAAAAAUCAGCUACAGAUGCUAGAACUGAAAUUCGAUCAGUUAUUAAACUUUUUGAAGAAUGAAUUAUUUGAAUACUACCUAAGGGAGAAUCAUCAAACACGUUCAAAAUCAGAAGCUGCGACUCACGUAUAUCUGGAAAGGUCCGUGACACCACGAAGUCAAAACAGUAAUAGGGUAAAUAACGAAACCACAAACGACAGUCAUUACGAUGUCGAUUUGUUUGUAAAUGAUGCUAUGGAAGCUGUUCAUAUUACACCAAUAUCGUUGGGAAGAUAUGCCGCCGAGUAUGAUGAAAUUCAUCAAAUUGAACAUCAAAGAGAAGCACAAUAUGAGGCGAUGAGAAUCAAAAAUCAACAACUACAAAAGGAGGCAACUAAACUUCGUCGUGAUUAUGCGCAACUAAGCACAGAGCAUAUAAAUAUUGCGAACGAACUCAUAGAGAACAGAUUAAAGAUUGAAACCCUUUUAGAUGAAAAUAAUGAUUUAAAAGAAAAUUUGACUCACCUGGAAGAGCGUCUGCAGGAAGAAAUUCAAAAGGAAUCAAUUCCGAAUCCAGAUGCUGCAUUAAAAAGUGAUUUGAAACAAGAUUUGGAGAGAACGAUGGAAAGAACAUCUGAGGUUAUGGAGCAGAAUUUGGAGUUGAAGGAGAAAAUAAAAGUAUUGGAGAACUCCAUCCUCGAACUUAAGAAAUUCAACAAGAAAAGUGCAAGGCAAAUAUCCAGCAUUGAGUCAUCUUUGGAAUCCUCACCGGCAAAUUUGAAUGUGCCUGCCAAGGAAAACCAAGAAGUGCCUAAAUCACCUUCAUUAACAGGGCGCUGGACAGGCUUUAAAAAGGUGUUUAGAAAAGAUUGA